GGACCUCGUCAGGCGAUCAUUUUUCGAGGGCAAAUUCACUCAACUUCUGCCUUUUCUGAACUCCCCUCUACACAUUCUUGGGACUUGGGACUUCAACUACAACCUCCCAAUUACUUGUACUUUGGACUUCCAUGUCCUAUACGAUGGCCGCGUCACCUGGGGACUUUCUAGAGUCACUCUUCAACCAUAUUGCGCUGCCUCCCCGUCUCCCAGGCCGACAAGAUACAAGCCUCGGCCGAGUCGAGCGUGGCCUCGUCGAACGCCUGCUAGAUGCAACUGUCAAAUUGUCACGUCUUCCACACAAUGAUUCUGCUGACGAGUGGGAAUCACUUCGUCGUUCUCUUGAGACUUGUAGGCGAGUCAAUUCGGGUGGCAGGCUCACCAAAAUCUCGCUUUUGACGGCCCUGCGAGAACUGCAAGGUCGAGAUUUCAUCGCUCUUUAUAUUACAGAGCAAAAUGCCGCCCUCAUCAUCCGACUACAAGAAGAUGGUGAUUCGGUUUUAUUCGAGGCAUUUGAAGCUUCCCCUCUGUCCGAAGAUGUGCUUGCUUCCAAGAACGCCCUACAGUGGGACUUCCCUGGUUCCGCCGUCGCGAUUCCAAUCUCCGAAUACGAAAAGACCUCGUUCCAAGAUGAGCUGGCGACAUUCCUGGAGAGGGCAAGCACCGAGUCGAUCAAAAGAUUCGCUGCGCAUACGAACAAAGCUGGAUCCUUCGCAUUUGAGAGCCGGGAUACUGUCGACCCCGCGCUCAUCACACAGAUGCUGAUGACACUACUGGAAGUCAAUGGCAGCCGAGCAUUUCCUCCACUACUUCAAAAACGCGUACGGGAUGAUGUUUGCUGGAGCGACGGAGGCGAAAAGCCCUGGAGACGAUGCCCUUUCUGGCUGGUGCUUCGCGUCGCCGUGCACAGACACCUGUCCAUUACCCUUGGUGGUGACGUUGGAAGAAUACAAUACAAAUUUCUGAUUUGCCUCGUCCUCUCACGCUUUCUUGACGAGUGCCUUGGUCAGAUAGGCCUUGAUCUCGCGGUCUUUCUGAAAACCAAGCUGUGCCGCCGUCUUGUCAAACUUGAGGUUGACAAAGAAAGAGCCCCAGCCAACCUCUCCAUUCAUUACGAAUACUGGUUCACGGCUCUUGGGCCAGACUUCCGCAGAUAUACCAACACUGCUGCAGAACAGAUUAGUGUGGCUUGGGAACCCUUUAAGAAGCGUAUACAGCGCCCCAUCCUCACCCUGCCAAAAUAUGCCGACCCACGGCACCUUCUCUUAUCGCUGCCCAGCAGCAAAGAUUAUAUCCAGCGAGUUCUAAACGAGCCUUUUUAUCGAUAUACUGCACCUCCGUUUGUUUCUCUCUACAAGCUGCCGCAGGAUUAUCAACUCUCCUCCACAGUUCCAAAACCUGGGACAGCCUUCGCUAAUCGAUAUUUCAGACUCUCUGAGAUCGAGACCGAGAUCGAGCUUAGAGAAUCGUUCGAUGUGUCCGCCCUGGCCACGGAUAUUCUCUGUGAGCAACGUUGCAUAGAGCUUGCUACGGAGAUUGAGAAUUAUCUAAGCACUGUUGGGGAUGCUUACGAUAGCAACCCCGAGCAGAAGAGUGUUAUGCUCAUCACGGUCAUGGAACUUUGGGUAGGAAUGGACGCAUGUGCUGCAAAGAUGUUCAGUUUGCUGAAGGACUAUAAUCCAGGUAUUCCCUCUGAUAUUUUGGACGACCUGCAGAUAGCUCGCCUUAAAGAUAUUCAGCGUAUUCACAUGAUCCGAGAAUAUCUAUCAUAGCGACGUCGCAUCUUGUGAAGAGGGCGAAUAUCCCACACUUUCUUCAUUUCAUUAUGGGGGGCAAGCCCCCCAAACCCCCCGGGCCUCGCUGCGCUCGAAAAAAUCUCACUUUUGGCACCACCACCACACCAGAAAGGCCCGCCACCACGGCAGUGGCCCCCGGA
This is a messenger RNA of Hyaloscypha bicolor E, 1936 nucleotides long. RefSeq lists its product as uncharacterized. The transcript is spliced from 2 exons. The record is from RefSeq and is a predicted model, not a curated record. Lineage: Eukaryota; Fungi; Ascomycota; Leotiomycetes; Helotiales; Hyaloscyphaceae. The coding region runs from base 132 to 1772 and encodes 546 amino acids.